GCCUCCUCGUCUUUCUUCGCGUCCAAGAACCACCCGGUCGCUGGCGAUCGAUCGCCCGAUGACUCAAGGACGAGCUUGGAUUCUCCGAGGAGGAGGCUGAUCGAUGCGGGGCUAAUUGGAUCCGCAAGAGGAUUUGCCACUGAUACUCUGGCUCCAAGACAGCAACAGGAUCUAGGUUUAGCUGACCUCCCAGCAACUGUUGCGGCUGUGAAGAACCCAACCUCCAAAAUUGUCUACGACGAAUACAACCAUGAGCGCUUUCCUCCGGGUGACCCCAGCAAGCGUGCAUUCGCCUACUUUGUACUAACUGGUGGAAGGUUUGUCUACGCUUCUCUCCUCCGUCUCCUAGUCCUCAAGCUCGUCCUCAGCAUGUCGGCGAGCAAAGACGUCCUCGCCCUUGCUUCCCUUGAGGUCGAUCUCUCCAACAUCGAGCCGGGGUCCACCGUCACCGUCAAGUGGAGGGGGAAACCGGUGUUCAUCCGUCGCAGGACUGAGGACGACAUUAAGCUUGCCAACAGUGUCGAUGUUGCGUCCCUUCGGGAUCCUCAGGAGGACGCAGCUAGGGUUAAGAACCCCGAGUGGCUUGUGGUUGUUGGUGUUUGCACGCAUCUGGGUUGCAUUCCUCUGCCGAAUGCUGGGGAUUAUGGGGGUUGGUUCUGCCCAUGCCAUGGAUCACAUUAUGAUAUCUCCGGAAGGAUUCGCAAGGGACCGGCUCCAUUCAAUCUGGAGGUCCCAACGUAUAGCUUCUUGGAGGAGAACAAGUUACUCGUUGGCUGAGUUUGUAGAAGGUAAGUAAUUUCCUCUCUUUUUUUUUUACCCCCCUUGCUUACCUCAGCUUGAAAUUUACACUCGCCAGAUGUUUCUGGAUCUUUGGACACUGUAUUGACAAUAAUUGUUCUUAACCUUGUUCGGUCGUCACAUGGUUUUGUUAUGUUUUUGUGUAUUUGGCGCUCUGGAAUGUUUUUAAGCAGGGUAUUAUUUGUAAUAAAGAUGCUUUUUCUUAAAGAGAAACAUCAUACAGUGAUAGUUGGCUGGUUGGAAUCUGGUCGGUAUUUUAUCAUUUUCUUUUAGGCCAAACUGAGUUUGAAUCGUGCGCCUGGCACAGAGUUCUGUAUCUUUGAACACCGUUGAAAAUAAUUUUGACGAACC
Molecule: messenger RNA, 1149 nt
Organism: Asparagus officinalis (garden asparagus)
Lineage: Eukaryota; Viridiplantae; Streptophyta; Magnoliopsida; Asparagales; Asparagaceae
Product: cytochrome b-c1 complex subunit Rieske-4, mitochondrial-like
Exons: 2
Biological process (GO): mitochondrial electron transport, ubiquinol to cytochrome c
Cellular component (GO): membrane
Molecular function (GO): 2 iron, 2 sulfur cluster binding; quinol-cytochrome-c reductase activity
Source: RefSeq, a predicted model, not a curated record